GAGCGACUGCGACAAGAGCAGCAGCAAAGAGAAGCUGAAGAGAUCGCACGGAUGGCCGCGGAAGAGCAACUGCUACGUGAACGUGUGCAGGCAGAAAAAGCACAGCGACGGAUGGAGGAGGAGCUGCAAAGAGAAGAGGAACGCCGAGAAGCAGAAGAGAGCACUCGGAUGGCUGCCGAGGAGCAGCGGCAGAAAGACGUUUGUCAGGCGCAGAAAGAGGAGGAGGAGGAGGAGAGACAGCGCAUGGCGGAGGAGCAGCGCAGAGAAGAGGAGCGACUGCGACAAGAGCAACAGCACAGAGAAGCUGAAGAGAUCGCGCAGAUGGCCGCGGAAGAGCAGCUGCAACGUGAACGUGUGCAGGCAGAAAAAGCACAACGACGGAUGGAGGAGGAGCUGAAAAAAGAAGAGGAACGCCGAGAAGCAGAAGAGAGCACUCGGAUGGCUGCCGAGGAGCAGCGGCAGAAAGACGUUUGUCAGGCGCAGAAAGAGGAGGAGGAGAGACAGCGCAUGGCGGAGGAGCAGCGCAGAGAAGAGGAGCGACUGCGACGAGAGCAGCAGCAAAGAGAAGCUGAAGAGAUCGCACGGAUGGCCGCGGAAGAGCAACUGCUACGUGAACGUGUGCAGGCAGAACAAGCACGGCGACAGAUGGAGGAGGAGCUGAAAAGAGAAGAGGAACGCGGAGAAGCAGAAGAGAGCACUCGGAUGGCCGCGGAAGAGCAGCGUCAGAAAGGCGUUUUUCAGGCGCAGAAAGAUGAGGAGAGACAGCGCAAAGUGGAGGUUGCACGGAUGGUCGCGGAAGAGCAGCUGCAACGCGAACGUGUCCAGGCAGAAGAAGCGCGGCGACGUAUGGAGGAUCUGAAAAGAGAAGAGGAAAGACGUGAAGCGGAAGAGAGCGCUCGGAUGGCUGCCGAGGCGGAGCUGCAGACGGCAAGCCACGGACACUGCGACCAGGCAGGACCGAGUGAUUCCGGAGCACACUGGAGGGCCGUCAGGUCGUAUGUGGCCGACCAAGUCACCGUCAAGGAGAUGGCUGAGCUGGAGCUGAAUCCUGUGGAUCAGAGGCAGAAGCUCCAGGAAACUGCGGCACGCUUCGAGCAUUCGGCAGCCAGUGAAGACACGGACGAGAGCACCAUGCUGCACAAGGCCUGCCGCAGUGGAGAUGCUACGGCUACCGCAGCCAUCCUCGCCCUUACAAGCGGGGCAGGACAGAUGUCUCGUGACGGUCAGGGCUUGUUGCCAGCAGACCUGGCGAUUCUGCAUGGCCAUCCUGCAGCGGCAGCCGCGGCCCUCCGUGGCACGCCGCUCGGGGAGCUGAACACUUUGUCCUUGCUGCUGCUGCCGCUGCUGCUCCCGACCGGAGCACGCGCCGUGCCGGAGCAGGCCUCCCUGGAAGCGGGGCUUCGAGCUGCCUCUGCCACCGGUCGCGAGGCAGCUGUUCGGCUCCUUCUGGAGUCUCGCGCUUCCGUGAACGCAGCCCAGGAGGAUGGUGCAACUGCCUUGUUGCUCGCCUGCCGUCCUGGCCACUGCGAUGUGCUGACAGCCCUGCUGGCCGCCCGCGCAGACACCAACAGGGUGGCAGCCAGUGGGCGCGCUCCCCUGCAUGCCGCUGCGGAGACAGGCAGAACUGAGAUGGUAAGGCUCCUACUGCAAAGCCGGGCCAACGCAGAGGCUUUGACGACGAAGAGUGCGAGCAGCCCGCUUGCGCUAGCAGCACGUGCGGGCCAUUUAGACUGUGUGCAGGAGCUCCUUGCGGCCCGUGCCGACCCGACUGGUGGUCAGAGGGUGCAGGCUGCACAGGGCUCGCCCGCCUGGCCACCACUUCUGGCGGCCGCGCAGCACGGCAGGGACGACGUGGUUGCACUGCUGCUGGAUGCAAGAGCUUCCCCGAGCAUGACGUCAUCUUCCCCGUUGCACGAAACUGCUCGGCGCGGCCAUGCACGGACAGCCCGACUUCUGCUGUCACGUGGUGCCGAGUUAGAGGCGCGCAAUGACCAGGGCGCUACGGCUUUGCACCUCGCUGCGCAACAGGGUCGAGCAGAGGUGGUGCAGCUUCUGCUGGACCGCGGGGCAUCCUUAGGCGCUUCUACGAGUGCUGGGGCGGUGGCCCUCCAUGCUGCAGUUCAACUCCAACACCUGGAAGUCGCCAGGCUCCUGCUGGACGCCCGAGCCGACCCGGAGCAAGCAGUCGCCAGUGACGGCAGUGGUGGCGGCUGCCGUUGCCUGCAUCUGGCAGCCCAACAGGGCUUCUACGACUGCAUCCAGCUUCUGGUGUCGGCCCGCGCCAACCCGAGCGCAGAGAUGCGUGGAGGUUUUACGCCUUUGGCUCUGGCAGCGCGCUCUGGGCAUGCUGAGUGCUGUCGAUUGCUUCUGGAGCUUUCCAGGGCACAAGGUGAACUGAAGGCUGUGGAUGCCCCAACCGGCACGGGCUGGACACCACUUCUGCUGGCGGCGAAGGCCGGGCAUGUGGCAGCGGUGAGGCAACUCUUGGACUCUGGAGCCUCGGUGAAUCUCCCGAGCCGUCGCGGCCGCACUCCACUGAUGGUGGCAGUGGAGGCCUGCCAGGUGGAAGUGGCCGAGGUCCUGCUUCAGUUCGGGGCAGCGCUGUCGCCGACGCUGCCCGGCGGGUGGACUGUUUUGCACCUGGCCUGCCAUGUGCCUGGCAAUCGGACGACGAUUCAACAACUUCUGCGUGCCCGUGCAGAUGCCAAUGCGCUGACAGAGGAGGGUUGGGCACCGCUACACCUCGCCGUGCAAAGCCGGGACGAGUCCAACGUGCAGACUCUGCUUGCAGCAGAGCCGCCUCCUGCAGCUCUAGCAGACGUGCAGGUCCCUCUGUCGCCGCUGCACGUCGCCGCGGAGGCUGGAUCUGUUGGGAUCGUGAUGUUGCUCCUGCGAAGCAAGGUGGUCCCUGUGGAUGCAGUUGCAGAGCAUGGGAUCACCGCGCUACACUUGGCCGGUGGUGCUAGUCAGUCGGAAGGACCUCCUGGAACUCCGACAGAUCCGUCUGCAGCGGCGGCUGUGGCAGAGGUAUUGCUGAACCACGGAGCCACUGUGGAUGCCGCCAUGGAGGGGGGUGUUACGCCUCUGAUGGUGGCAGCCCGGGUUGGGCGAGAGGCCGUCGUCCGUGUGCUGUUGUCCAGCGGUGCAGAUGCUCUGCGACGGCUUCCCAGCGGGUGGUGCAGCUUCCUACUGGCGGUGCGGAAUGGCCACGCUGGCAUCGUGAAGCUCCUCGUCCGUCCGGAACUUCUCGAGGUCAAGACUCCCGCCGGUCGAACGGCUCUGCAGUGUGCGAAGAAGUAUGGACACAGUGAAACUGCGGCCGUGCUUCAAGAAGCUAUGGCUGACGUGAAUGUACGCCCUGUCGAUUAG
Messenger RNA from Symbiodinium sp. CCMP2456, 3369 nucleotides. NCBI's taxonomy places the organism in Eukaryota, Dinophyceae, Suessiales, Symbiodiniaceae. The record is from the annotation of a GenBank genome assembly.